Messenger RNA from Stylophora pistillata, 1029 nucleotides. RefSeq lists its product as uncharacterized. The record is from RefSeq and is a predicted model, not a curated record. Lineage: Eukaryota; Metazoa; Cnidaria; Anthozoa; Scleractinia; Pocilloporidae.
AUGCUGGAUAGGGCUGUUAAGAUCAGAGGUAGUCUUGCCAUUUUCGGGCGCAAAGAGGUCCGUGGUGUUGAUGUCAGCCGCAAGGAAUUGGACUGGAAAGAGGAAGAUCUUCUUAGCAGCGGUGCGUUUGCCUUUGUUUACAGAGGAAAAAUUAAAACCGAAGUCGAAGAGGAGCGAAGUGUGGCAUUGAAACAUUCCCACAUCGUAACGUUGUAUGGUACAUCGUUGCUUGACAUAAAUGGAAAAUUGAAAGUUAUAAUGGUCAUGGAGCUCUGCAAAGGAAACUUAAAGAAUCACAUCUUCAGGAAUCUCAGCAGAGCCCCCGCAGUUUCCGAAAAUGCCGCCGCCUUGAGAGAAGCCUGUCAGUGGCUGAGGGAGAUUUCCGACAAGGGGAGAUUCACAGGGACCUUAAAAACGAGUUCAGCGAAGAUUACUGACGUCGGUGUUUCUAAAGGAGGAGAAGACAUCACAGGUACUUUAGCGGGAACCCCCGUCUACAUGGCACCAGAAGUGUUUCAUUCUCGGUUGUACAACAGUAAAGCAGACAUAUACAGCCUGGGGUUACCUAUGUGGGAAAUGUGUUGUUUAUCCUACAAGCGUCGUCCAAACAAUUACAAAUUGUCCUGGUUAUGUAAUGAGUGUAAAUUGCAAAGUGUUGUUGCUAUGAAAAGCUCAAAACUAUCCAAGGAGUCUUCCUCUCCCAUCUCCAACACUUCUGAUGAUUCUGACAUUAUAAAUUUGGGUGAAACUUACCAUGUUGAUGUUGAGAAAUAUGGGAUAAUUGCUGAACUAUCUGCACAUGACUUUGAUGUGAUUGAAUCACCUAAUGGGUGGCUUGAAAAUAGUAUUAUACAGUAUGCCCAAUCACUUUUGAAAACAGUCAAUCCAGCUAUACAAGGAUUUCAGCAUACAAGUCUUGGAAUAUAUUUAAAUUUGAAAAAGUUGAUGGGGAUUUUGUUCAGAUAUUGCACACUGGGGGCAAUCAUUGGGUAUGUGAAAGCUCAAUUGGAUGUGAAAAAGGAUUUGUGA